UCUUGCGCUCUUCCCCUCCUCCUCCCCUCGCUCUCUCUCUCUUUCUCGGUGAGAGGCCUUCAAAACCGUCGCCGGCCGAGCCAGCUUCGGAAGCCAGCAAGCCGAGCCCGAGCCGAUCCGUUCACCCCCUUUCUCCUCUCUCGUCGUCCGCAUUGGGCGCGCUAUUCCGAGCCGGCUCCAUGGACGCCGACUACUCCACCAACGGUGAUUCCAAGCACCACCACUUCGGGGGGAGCGCCUCGUACCAGGAUCAUGAUGUGUCGUCUUCGUCGGGAUGGAACUCGGCCCAGCAGAAGCGCAAACGUUGUCCGGUUGUUCCUCAUGAGGUCAUUCAAAUUGAUGGGGAUGAUAAUACAGAUUCAGUUGUGAUCAUCCAAGAAAGUAGUUCAGACUAUAAGAAUAAGCAAACUGUGGAAUAUGAUAUGGAUAGGCAAAAGGAAGUAAAGGGUGUUUAUUCCAAUGAACUUAUAGGUUCUAGUUCAAAUAGUUCAAACCUUGGUGUGCAAAAUGACAUUCUCAUGCAUACUGUGGCAUGCCCCGAGCUCAGCCUAGAAGAUUUUCCCUACAUGGAUGAAGAGGAGGAAUAUGACUAUGAUGAAGAUGAUGAAGACUAUGAAUAUGAUGCUGAGUUGAUUGAUAAUGAUUGUAACUAUAGUUUGGUUGCUAAGUUUGAUGAUUUGGAUCUACCUCCAGGGGUGGAGGCUUCGGUACCAUGGUUGCAAAAGUCCGAACCCGAAAGGCCAAUUGAUUUCAAGCUGAGGACACAGAUUGAAGAUGAAAUUGACAGCAAAUUUAAAUCAUUCAAGCAGUUCGAUACUGUUGGGGAUUACUCAGACCAUUAUUAUGCCAAUUCAUCUGCAUUGAAUAAGCCAUCAAAAGAUUGGACAAAGAGGAUUCAGCAUGAGUGGAAGGUCCUGGAGAAGGAUUUACCAGAGACGAUAUUUGUAAGAGUCUAUGAAGGUAGGAUGGAUCUGCUGAGGGCUGUUAUAAUAGGACCAGCGGGAACUCCUUAUCAUGAUGGCCUCUUCUUUUUUGACAUUCAGUUUCCUUCUACCUAUCCACAAUCACCCCCGGCUGUACACUAUCUUUCUGGUGGACUCCGACUUAAUCCAAACCUGUAUGCCUGUGGGAAGGUCUGCCUUAGCCUUUUGAACACCUGGUCUGGCAGCGGUUGUGAAAAGUGGAACCCGUCAAACUCGACCAUGCUGCAGGUCUUGGUCUCAAUUCAAGCUCUGGUUCUGAAUUCAAAGCCAUACUUCAAUGAACCAGGAUACUCUAGGACUGCUAACACGCCCCAGGGGGAGAGGAAUUCCUUGGCAUACAAUGAGGAAAUCUUCUUGCUGUCCUGCAAGACAAUGUUGUACUCUCUGCGGAGGCCUUUAAAGCAUUUCGAGGACUUUGUUGCAGGACAUUUCUGCAAGCAGGGACGUGUUAUCCUUGUCGCAUGCAGAGCUUACAUGGGCGGUGCUCAAGUUGGGUCUGUCAUUAAUGACGAGGUGCAAGAUGUUGAUGAGGAUGAUAAGACUCCGAUAACAAGAUUCAAAGUCACACUGAAGAAACUCUUUGAGGAACUUUUGAUGGAGUUCACUGUCAAAGGAGCUGAUUGUGAUGAAUUUCUUGCUCAGAAAGUCAAUGCUGGAGCAGUUGAUGUCGCUAAAGACUGUGAUACUACACUGAGGCUCUGAGUUAAAAUUCCAGUACCAAUGAAGCAAUUUUGCCUAGGUUACAGAUUUGACAGAGAUGAUUUCUUUUUUGAUUCAGAAUUGCUGCCCAGCAAAUUGCAGAAUAACUAUCUAUGGUCAAGGCUUUAGUUCAGUGCCUGAUACAGGAUGGGACGAGGAUCCUUCAUUCAAACUAAUAGAACCAUUGUAACCAAACUGAUAAGAGCGGCCAAAUCAGACCGUUUCUGUAUCUAGAAUUUGGAUCUAAAUGUUUCCUAUUUAUCCACUAGACGAUU
Messenger RNA from Phoenix dactylifera (date palm), 1957 nucleotides. RefSeq names its product putative ubiquitin-conjugating enzyme E2 38. NCBI's taxonomy places the organism in Eukaryota, Viridiplantae, Streptophyta, Magnoliopsida, Arecales, Arecaceae. Gene Ontology annotation, molecular function: ubiquitin conjugating enzyme activity. The record is from RefSeq and is a predicted model, not a curated record.